This is a messenger RNA of Trematomus bernacchii (emerald rockcod), 1018 nucleotides long. Its product is annotated as trypsin-2-like. Gene Ontology annotation, biological process: proteolysis. Gene Ontology annotation, molecular function: serine-type endopeptidase activity. The transcript has 6 exons. NCBI's taxonomy places the organism in Eukaryota, Metazoa, Chordata, Actinopteri, Perciformes, Nototheniidae. Bases 1 to 735 code for a protein of 244 amino acids. The record is from RefSeq and is a predicted model, not a curated record.
AUGCUGCUCCUCACUGUGCUCCUGUUGGUUGCUACCAAUGCUGCCCUGGGCUUUGAUGAUAAGAUCGUGGGGGGGUACGAGUGCAGGGACCACUCUGUCCCCUGGCAGGUAUCCCUCAACAACGGCUGGCACUACUGCGGAGCGACCCUGAUCAACGAGCGAUGGGUCCUCAGCGCUGCUCACUGCUAUAAGGGGGAGGACAUCGAGCUGCGCCUGGGGGAGCACCACAUCGGCUACAAGGACGGCCCCGAGCAGUUCAUCGCUGCUGCCGUCAUCAUCCGCCACCCCGACUACGACCGCUACAACAUCAACAAUGACAUCAUGCUGAUCAAACUAGCCGAGCCAGCAAAGAUUAAUGAGUAUGUCCGGCCCAUGGCCCUGCCCAGCAGCUGUGCCCCUGCAGGGACCCAGUGCCUGGUCUCUGGCUGGGGGGCCACCCAGAGCCCCUUCGGCUGUACGAAGUGCCUGCACUGCCUGGACCUGCCCAUCCUGUCGCAGCAGGACUGUGAGAGCUCCUACCCCGACAGGAUCACCUCCUCCAUGUUCUGUGCCGGCUUCCUCCAGGGAGGCAAGGACUCCUGCCAGGGAGACUCUGGUGGCCCUCUGGUGUGUAACGGGGAGCUCCAGGGUGUGGUGUCCUGGGGCUGGGGCUGUGCUGAAGAGAAUCGCCCCGGGGUUUACGCCAAGGUCUGCCAGUUCACUGACUGGAUCCACGCCACUAUUGCCUCUCACUGAAGUCCUUCUGCUAACGCUGUUUUUUUUAUUUCAACACUCUUAAUCCUUCUACAAGUAUGUCUAGGCUUUUUAAGAAUGUAUUUGACUGUGAAGCAUGUUUUAACAACGACAGUAAAAUAUCAUCAUGCGUAACAACCAAAUGCUGUUCCUGGAAUGACUCUAUAAUCAUCAAACUAUUACUGGUUGCACAGGUUGUUUUUUAAAUGUGAAAAGUAUACAUAUAGGGCUAAGAAUAAACAUUGUUAAAGUAUAAAUUAAUAUAAAUGUGCAGUAACAGUAUGAA